Molecule: messenger RNA, 3038 nt
Organism: Schistosoma intercalatum
Lineage: Eukaryota; Metazoa; Platyhelminthes; Trematoda; Strigeidida; Schistosomatidae
Source: the annotation of a GenBank genome assembly
AUUAACCGCGCAGACCAAACUCAAGGUUAAAGAGUCGUGAGUGGCAUUACAAGUAUCCAUAUUAAUCGAUCGAAUCUGUUUUAUACUCCAAAUGGAUGAAUUCGAGGAGUACAGAAAUCCACUUACUAAGAGAUAUGCAAGCCGUGAAAUGGUGUGCAAUUUCGGAGAAAAGCGAAAAGUUAUCCUCUGGCGUCAACUGUGGAUAUGGUUAGCAGAAACACAAAAAGAGUUGGGAUUCGAUAUCACAGACGAACAGAUUGAUGAAAUGAAAAGUCAAAGGGAUUUAGUCGAUUUCGGGACUGCCGCAGCUGAAGAAAAGGCUCGGCGACAUGACGUGAUGGCGCAUGUAUACACUUUUGCUUUAGCUUGUCCAAAAGCUGCACCAAUCAUUCACCUCGGUGCAACAUCAUGUUUUGUUGGUGAUAAUGCCGAUUUAAUCAUGCUUAAGGAUGGUUUAAAUAUACUUUUACCGAAGGUUGCUAGAUGUAUUGACCGGUUAGCUAAAAAAGCUAUGUUGCACAAGAGUUUAAUAUGCCUCGCUCGCACCCAUUUGCAACCCGCUCAACCUACUACAAUGGGUCGUAGAAUAUGUAUGUGGAUACAAGAUUUGUUAUUAGAUUUAGAGAAUCUAGAAAGGUUGAAGAACCACACAAUUCGUUUUCGUGGUGCUAAGGGUGCAGUAGGAACUCAAGCAUCUUUUAUGGAUCUAUUUCAAGGUGAUCAUCAAAAGGUUAUCAAAUUGGACGAAAUCUUAACCCAAAAGUCUGGAUUCCAGCGUUCCUGGUGUGUAACUGGUCAAACUUAUCCAAGAAAAGUAGACAGUGAGAUCUCUAACGUGUUGUCGAAUAUAGGUGCAACUGUUCAUAAAAUAUGCACCGAUAUACGACUGCUGAGUAGUUUUCACGAAGUUGAGGAACCUUUUGAAACCAAACAAAUCGGUUCAAGUGCAAUGCCAUAUAAACGUAAUCCUAUUCGUUCAGAAAGAGCAUGUUCUUUAGCACGUUAUCUAAUGCAUAUAUCGACUUCCAUGGUUUCUACAGCAUCUGUUCAGUGGCUUGAACGUUCAUUAGAUGAUUCAGCUAUUCGUAGGAUUGUUCUCCCAGAAGCUUUUCUUGCAGCCGAUGCAUGUCUUACUUUGCUACAAAACAUAGCUGAAGGAUUAAUAGUGUACCCAAUGGAUUCCAUUUUAGGACAUGCCUCUUGACGCAGUUUUUUUAUUUCCGCAGUGUAUGUCCUAUCCAUCCGCAGCAUAUUUUCCUUGUUCUCUGCUAUGGGGAGGUUGUUGUUGACAGUAUCCGACCAACGGAUCUGGAUUAUCUUGCGUAGACAAUUGUUUAUAAAUAAUUUUACUUUUUGAAGAUGGUUAUAGUAGUUGACCAAGUUUCAGCUCCGUACAACAGAACUAUCUUGACGUUCGUAUUGAAGAUUCUGAGUUUGAUGUUGGCUGACAGUUGUUUUGAGUUCCAUAUGUUGUUCAAUUAUGGGAAUGCGGCCCUUGCUUUUACGUCUGCACCGGAUCCUCCUUGUUCAUCGAUGAUGCUCCCCGGAGCAUAUAUAUAUAUAUAUGUUAUAACUUGAAAAAAGCUGAUUUUUCUUGAUACAACUGCAUAUAACCGAGCACUAGAACACCAAACCCUUCCAAGUCGCAAUAAGAAGACAGAAGACUAACGAAAGGAAUAUUAUUCCAAACAGUGUCAAACAUAGUACAAAAUUAUCAAGUAUUUAUAGUGUUUAGUGAGAACGAAAUCAUCAUUACAGUCUUCCAAUCCGCGUACAGGGGGUUAUUAGCAUUAUCCAAUGGGGAAGCUACACGUUGGAAUUCUAGAACAUUCUUCCGACAGGUGAUUGGAUGGAACGUCUUCGGCUCCUUCUGAGCCUCUUACAGCUUCCUCGAGUUCACUGGUGGUCCGUCGUCACAAUAUAUAUAUAUAUAACCGUGGUAUACAGAAUAUAUCAGGUUCGAUAGAAGUAAUAAUGUGGCAACAAAUUAUCUUCUAGAUUACAGUUCUUUUCCUUAACAAAGCACGUUAAUUAACAGGUGGAUAGAGUAUUUGCUGUACUUAGGGUACAUCUUAAUAUUUCCGUACUUUGUAAAACAGUUCAUACCCUCAAAUCAAACACAAAUAUAAUUAGCGUUUUAUCAAAUAGCAUUAGUGUUGAAAGUGGUUGUCUGAUUACGUGUAUAUUCUCCAUUGAACAUUAUCUUAAAUGUAUAUUUCAACAACCAAUAUGGUUUUGUCAAUAGUUUGUAUGCACAAAUGCGCACUUAUCACGCUUUCAUAUUUAUAUUUGACUACCUCAUUUUGUCUUGUGACAAGAAAAGUGAUGUGUGUAUAUCUUCGUUCAAUUUUAUUUUCAUUUUUCAACAGGUGAUGGGAGCUAAUUUAAAUUCUGAACUUCCUUUCCUCGUUGUUGAACGUAUUUUGGUCAAAAUGGUGUCUGAAGGCGCAGCCAACCGUCAGGAAUGCCAUGAACGCCUUCGUAAGCAUAGUCAUGAAGCUGCUGCAGAAAUUAAAUUAAAGGGUUUAAAAAAUAGUCUCAUGGAUAAGUUACUCAACGAUGAUUAUUUUACCCCGAUACAUUCGUUACUUCCAAAUUUAUUAGAUCCAUCUUAUAUGAUCGGUCGUGCUGUCGAACAGGUGGAAGUAUUCUUAGACACUGAAGUUGACCCAGCAAUUCACUCAUACAAAGAUUCUUUAGCAUUGAACAGCAAUAUCACAAUUUGAUAUGACAACUUUAUAAAUAGUCAAAUUGUAGUUAACUUUUACUUCCGUUCAUUUCUCUUGACAUGUUUGAAUAAUUAACUUUUGUUAUGGAUUUUUACUGCAAUUUUUCAAUUCUUUUGAUUUUAAUAUUGCUCUGAUUUCCUCCUUUUUUCCAUAAUAUUCAUUAAUUUGAUCCAAUCUUUAUGUGGUAUCUAUAAAAUUAAUUUUUAGGGUUCCAUGAUAUUGUUGAACGUUGAUUAACCAAAUCAUGGUAUGUUACAAUGUUAUGGUCAAAUUGUAUAAGUCAUCAAAUAUAGCUCCGUUAAUUACAUU